AUGGUUCAUGUUGCAAGUAAUGGAGAGGAGAAAGGCGCGGAAGAUAAUGCUGCCGUCGAUUUUCGUGGUCGCCCCGUUGAUAAAACAAAAACUGGAGGGUGGUUAGCUGCAGGACUUAUCUUAGGUACUGAACUUGCUGAAAGAAUAUGUGUUAUGGGAAUAUCCAUGAACUUGGUGACUUACUUGGUUGGAAAUUUGCAUCUUGAUUCAGCUUUUUCUGCUACCAUUGUUACUAAUUUUAUGGGAACGCUCAACUUGCUUGGCCUUCUUGGUGGCAUUUUAGCUGAUGUAAAGCUUGGCAGAUAUGUCACUGUUGUGAUAUUUGCAUCCAUAGCAGCAAUGGGAGUGUGUUUGUUAACUUUAGCUACAACAAUUCCAAGCAUGCUACCACCUCCAUGCAGUGAAGUAAGAAAAAAACACCACGAGUGCAUCCCCGCCACCGGAAAACAGUUAGCACUUCUCUAUGCAGCUCUAUACACAACAGCUUUAGGCGGCGGAGGAAUAAAAUCCAAUGUGUCCGGUUUCGGAUCCGAUCAAUUUGACACAAGAGAUCCAAAAGAAGAAAAGAAGAUGAUAUUUUUCUUCAACAGAUUCUACUUUUUCGUAAGUAUUGGAUCUUUAUUCUCAGUUAUUGUGUUGGUCUAUGUUCAAGACAACAUAGGAAGAGGUUGGGGAUAUGGAAUUUCCGCAGGAACAAUGGUGGUUGCAGUUUGUGUUUUGCUUUGUGGUACUCCAUUUUAUAGAUUCAAGAAACCACAAGGAAGUCCUUUUACUGUUAUAUGGAGAGUAUUGUUCUUGGCUUGGAAAAAUAGGACUCUUCCUCUACCUUCACAACCUUGUUUUCUCCAUGGUUAUGUUGAAGCUAAGGUCCCACAUACAGAUAGAUUCAGGUCUCUUGACAAAGCGGCAAUCCUAGGUGAGGCAAACUCAAAAGAUGAAAACAAAGAAACUCCAUGGUUGGUUGCAACAAUGACUCAAGUUGAAGAGGUUAAAAUGGUAAUCAAGCUCAUUCCCAUUUGGUCAACAUGCAUUCUCUUUUGGACAGUUUACUCACAAAUGAACACCUUCACUAUUGAGCAAGCAACAUUCAUGAACAGAAAAGUAGGAUCUCUAGUUAUCCCAUCAGGAUCCUUAUCAGCUUUUCUCUUCAUCACAAUUCUCCUUUUCACUUCCCUAAAUGAGAAAAUCACUGUACCUAUGGCAAGAAGAUUCACUCACAAUGUUCAAGGAAUCACAAGUCUUCAAAGAGUUGGAAUUGGACUUAUUUUCUCUAUCCUUGCAAUGGCAGUUUCUGCGAUUGUUGAGAAAGAAAGAAGAGAUAAUGCAGUCAAAAAGGACACUAAAAUAAGUGCUUUUUGGCUUGUACCACAGUUUUUUCUAGUUGGUGCUGGAGAAGCUUUUGCUUAUGUUGGACAGUUAGAGUUUUUCAUAAGGGAAGCACCUGAGAAAAUGAAAUCUAUGAGUACUGGUUUUUUUCUAACCACACUUUCAAUGGGAUUUUUUGUGAGUAGCUUAUUGGUAUCACUUGUGGACAAAGUAAGCAAGAAAAGGUGGUUGAAGAGUAAUCUUGAUAAGGGUAGGUUAGAUGACUUUUAUUGGAUGCUAGCAAUGCUUGGAGUGUUGAAUUUUGUUCUUUUUCUUUUCUUGGCCAUGAAGCAUGAGUACAAAGUUCAAAACAACAAUCUUGAGACUAAUGACAUUGUUGAGAAAGAGCUUGUGAUUGUUGGAGCUGAUGGGAUGGAAGAAGCAUAA
Molecule: messenger RNA, 1752 nt
Organism: Lathyrus sativus (Indian pea)
Lineage: Eukaryota; Viridiplantae; Streptophyta; Magnoliopsida; Fabales; Fabaceae
Source: the annotation of a GenBank genome assembly